This is a messenger RNA of Lathyrus oleraceus (garden pea), 1736 nucleotides long. RefSeq lists its product as uncharacterized. The record is from RefSeq and is a predicted model, not a curated record. Lineage: Eukaryota; Viridiplantae; Streptophyta; Magnoliopsida; Fabales; Fabaceae. Bases 539 to 1675 code for a protein of 378 amino acids. The transcript is spliced from 2 exons.
UUCUUCAUCUUUGACCCUAGGCUUUGACCUAGUGGUUUGUUACUUACAUUUGAGUUGUGAUUUCAGGUUCAAGUGUGCAUCUCCUUGAUUGAUGUUGCUCCUUAAUUUGAGCUUGAUCAUUUGUUGUUGUUGGCUAACACUUGCUUGUUUUGUAGGCUUUGAGGACAAUUCACUUGUGUUUAUGGCUUAUGUAUUGUAUAUUGGGUUGUCUGUUGAAUAUUGACUGUUGAUUGCUUGUCUGGAUUUUGUACUGAUUGGUUUAGCUGUUUCCACAGGUACCUAAGUUGCUUUAAGUUCAUUUGAACUUUGCUUUGCUUGCUUGUGUUUGGCAUACCACUGAGGUGUCAGUAUCUAACCGGUGCGCAUAGCUCUUCCGUCCAGACAUCCUGCCAAACUCAACAAACUCAGACUGAUGGAUCCGUCUAACGCCGACAUUCUCGAAUUGAAAGAGAUGAUGGGGGAGUUGUUCAAAGUCGUGCAGGGGCUCGUCUCGGGGUAGAAAGCAAUUGCUGAGAGGUUGGAGAGGAUUGAAAGCUGGAUGAUAAAGGAGAAAGUUCAGGGAAAGGCUCCGUCAUCCGUAGUACAGAAGCCCUCUGGCAAUGGUCAGCCCAAGAAGGAGGUUGAAUCAGGUGGUGUGCAGGCCGAAAAAGAACGCGGUAAGGAUCGUUACCACCCUUAUGCUGCCACUAUAACCAUUCCUGUUGGUAAUCCAUCGGUACCACAGCAACAACCACCACCUCAACAGAAGGCACCGAAAGCUAAGGGCCAAGUGAAGAAGGGGACAACGGAUCGUCAGUUUGAUAAGCCGCCCGUGACUUAUACCCUUCUGUUCAAGAGGUUGAGGGAUCUUGGGUUAGUUCGGCCAAGGAUAUUGGUUCCUGUAGAACUGCAUCGGAGGCCUGCAAACUACGAUGAGAAUGCCAGGUGCGAGUACCAUUCUGGGGCACCAGGACAUAACAUUGAGGGUUGUAGAGCUUUUAAGCAUGCCGUCCAGGACAUGGUGGAUUCUAAGGCCAUCAGUUGGGCGCCAACACUGAAUGUUAACGCUAACCCCGUGCCAGGUCCCAUGGGGGUGAAGGUGAUGUCAAAGGACAAGAGAGGAAUAGAGGUGACUGAUGGGGAUCAUUUAAAAACUCUCAUGUCUGUGGUCCCAAAACAUCUGAUGAAGAGAGGAGCUUUCCCUAGUGUUGAUAACUGUUGUGCGGCCGUCGCCACAAAUGGGUGUGUAGUAAUGGGGGAAACGAUCCAGAGAAUGAUGGAAGCAGAAAUGGACGGUGAAAAAUUUGAAACACCAAGUCAGGCAGUUGAAACCGUCAAGAUAGAGGAUGCCAUUCUAGCUGAGAAAGAGAAGAAGCUGUCCAUUUCUUCUUACAAACAGGCCAUGGAAGUGGUGAAGAACGGAGAAGCCCUAGGCUGGGGAAGGAUCAUAGACAUUGUGGGGAAAACAGAUAUGUUCGGGGUUGGCUAUCAGCCAGAUCAAGAGUCGUCUAGACAAAACAGAGGACAUUGUCGAUCGUUCACAUUCGUCAGUGCCGGAAUGCUGGAUCCAGGUCACGCCUGUAAAGUGGGUGAAGAGAUUGACUGUGACCGCGAGCUUGAGUCGUGGAUAAAGUCGUGCGUACCAGGGAACUGGAAGGCCUCAAAGAUCAUCAUUGUCACUCGUCAUGAAGAGUAGUAUUUCUGUUUUUCAAUUCUGUUUGCAUGAAAGCCAUACGUUUUGCCCGAAGCGUAAUAGU